This is a messenger RNA of Babesia ovata, 1608 nucleotides long. Its product is annotated as macrophage erythroblast attacher, putative. Gene Ontology annotation, biological process: proteasome-mediated ubiquitin-dependent protein catabolic process. Gene Ontology annotation, cellular component: nucleus; cytoplasm; GID complex. NCBI's taxonomy places the organism in Eukaryota, Apicomplexa, Aconoidasida, Piroplasmida, Babesiidae. The record is from RefSeq and is a predicted model, not a curated record. The coding region runs from base 1 to 1608 and encodes 535 amino acids. Gene Ontology annotation, molecular function: ubiquitin-protein transferase activity. The transcript has a single exon.
AUGGGGAUUAAAUCGAACAAUAUAGAAGCCUUCGUCACUUCCAUUUUAAUGAACGCAGCAACAGAGGAUAAUGACGCCGAUAACUCGGCAACUGACAGGGAUGAACCCAUCAGGAGGCCGCGGCGACCACUGUAUACACCUCGGUCGUCGCAGAGCUCCAACAAUGCGACAGACGGGGCUGACGCGGCGGAAAACGAGACGGAAUUAACCAACCAACUGCAUCUAUUAGCUCUAGAUCGACCGCUGAUUGCGGUUCCUUAUGAGGUCGGAUUGUCGCAUAUGCGUGAGCUGGAGCACCUCAUGGAAAAGGAGCUGCUGCUUAUAACGGGCUACCUGUCGAAGAGAAUCGUGCUUUUGGAAUCGCGGGAACUGGCACUUGAGAAGCUACAAAGGGCAAUCGAAAGACUCCAACAUUUGGACUCAUCUCUGCGAAGAAUUGACUCAGCACUUGAGGCAGUGGUCUCCCAGUUGUCCGCACGCGUCGAUAUAUUCCAUGACGAACCUUCGUUGCGAAUUGGGAAAGUAGACAGUCAAUUCUGCUUCGACGAUUAUCGCAAACGUGUUGCAUGGGUGGUGUCGGAAUACCUCCUACGCAGGGGCUAUCUCCGUGCCGCAGUGCCAUAUGUGGCGCAGGAGCAGCUAAACAAGUUGGUUGACACGGAACUGUACGCCACAGCAGAUCGUAUAUAUUGCGAGCUUCUGAACCACCAGCUUUCAGGGGCACUGGAAUGGGCCGAAUCGAAUCGUGAGGCCCUUGUGAAAUUAAACUCCACAUUUCUGGAUGACGUUAAAGUGCAACAGGUGGUUGUGCGCCUACAGGACGGAGAUAUCACUGGUGCCUUGUCGCUUCUCAAGUCUUUUGGGAACGCGAUGCUUGAAAGAUGCCAGGACUCCAGAAAGCUGUUUUCUGCCAUAGUGCUGCUGAAGGUUAAGCACAAGCGAAGACAGGGCAAGAGUGAGACAGUGGAAUCACAGCCUGGUGCUGAGUUAGCAGGGGGUACAGAACCAGCGGGUACCACCGACGAGAACACUUCGCAGGACAUGCAUGGACAAAAUGUCUCGGCGACCCCUACGCAGUCGAAAGAGGACCCAGAGACGGAGCCAGACGACACAAUGCCUCAGUUGACCUGUAUAUAUUGUGACGGCUCGGUCAAUAGCGCAUGUGCAAUCUGCAACCGCUACAAGAAUUUUACGAGUCCCAGCCGUUGGGACACCCUAGCAGCCGAGUUCUACCGCUGUAUAGUGGCAAUGUACAGUCUUGGGCGGCAGACACUGCUCGAGAACCUGAUGCACACAGGUUUUUGCGCCAUAAAGUCCACCAGCUGCGGAGACCACAGGAAUGCUACGUGUCCCGCAUGCCUUCCGGAGUGGCGGCAAUACGUCGACAAAGUGCCGACGACAAUCAAGCUGGACUCGGUAUUGGUGUGUCCUGUAACAGGGGAUCUGAUGGGCUACGACAACCCGCCGUUCACCAGCCCUGGCGGCUGCGUGAUAUCGGAGCACGGGCUCAACACGCUAAGCCGCAGCGGCGACGGCCACCUGGUUGAGUGCCCGCAGACCCGGCUCAUGGUACCUCAAGAAGACUUCACGAGGCUUUUUAUCACGUAG